This is a messenger RNA of Polistes canadensis, 3142 nucleotides long. RefSeq names its product C-type lectin mannose-binding isoform-like. Bases 1232 to 2074 code for a protein of 280 amino acids. NCBI's taxonomy places the organism in Eukaryota, Metazoa, Arthropoda, Insecta, Hymenoptera, Vespidae. Gene Ontology annotation, molecular function: carbohydrate binding. The record is from RefSeq and is a predicted model, not a curated record. Gene Ontology annotation, biological process: biological process involved in interspecies interaction between organisms. Gene Ontology annotation, cellular component: external side of plasma membrane. The transcript has 8 exons.
UGUUUUUUUAUUUUCAUUUUUUAUUCCAUUAUAAUCACGAUCUUUUAUUUGUCUUUUCUUUUUUCUUUUGCAUCGAAAGCAUUAGCGAACUUGCAAACGAGGGUGUAAUAACCAAGUUUUAAAACUUCCAAUGAAACGAUAGUAGUUUUUUUUAUUACCGUUCUUAUUACUUUCAAUAAUAAAGUUGAGGAAAAGUCAUGGUCAGUAUUUGUCGAACUAAAACACGAUCUGGCAAAAGUGAUAAUCGAGAAUAUUCAAUAAGAAAAUGUCGAGAUUCUUCACCGACGACUUUCCUCGUUGUUUCUCUCUUCUUUCUUUUUUUUUUUGGUCCACUUAACCGAUAUCUUUGAUAGCUUUUUUCUCUUCGUUGUCGACCGAGCUCUCGUCUUUUUCUUCUCCUUCUUCUUCUUCUUCUUCUUUUUCUUCUUCUUCUUCUUCUACUUUGAAAUAUUCAAACAGUAGGUUUACCUCCGCCAACAAGAAAUACCUUUAAAACAAUCACUUUCUAAUGGCUUCUGUUUAUCGGGAAAAUAUUUUAUUCAAAUAAUUUUAAUCUAUAUAUAUUUUAGAUAAAUGAUUAAUAUUUAUAAUCAAAUAUUGACAUAUGAUUAUACAAUAAAUAAUAUUUAUAUUAAACAAAUACGAUUUAUAUAUCGAUACACAAAGUAUCCAAUUGGCUGGUAAAACCUUUGACACCAUGCAUACAUACCGAUCAUUUAUUUAACAAAAUACAUUUUAUUAAAUAACGAAAACUCUAAUCGAAUAAAUAUAUUUUCCUUUUUAAUUACUCGAUUUCUUGUAGGUAAUCGAGAAGAUUAAGAAAGCUCGUUAAUUCGUCGUUUAUCUAAAGACUGUGGAGGCUUCGUUGGAAGAGGGGUAUCCUGAAAUUCAGCGAGUGAUCAGUUUGUUGUCCAAGCAAAACUUUGACGCAUUAUCGAAAACGAUUAGCCAACGUUGGAUAUUCAGUAUCUUUAGAAAAUGACUGCGCGCGCAUUCGUGACGUUGUACGCAUGCGUAACGCCGAUCUCAGCUCAGUAUACAGCGCAAGUCAAUCGUUGUAGUGCCGGUAGCAACAUGUCACGCGUGAUUUUUAUUCAUCUAAUUAUAUACAGUUGUAUGGAUUCCAUUAGCGAAGGGAAAGGAUAUAUUGCAGAUCGGAAGAGAAGAUGACGUUUAUAAAUAAUCCAUCGCAGCUGUCUUUAUCUACAUAUGUAUAUCACAACGUAUUACAAUGGACCGUUCCUGGUUCGCAGUGUACCUGACUCUAGGUUGUCUCGUUGCCGGAGUACUACCACAGUAUAGAGAGAAAAAUACCAGCACGGCCGAGAACGAUGCGGUUCAAGCCCUCCUGGCCAGAUACCUGCAGAAACGUCUCCAAGGUACUCAACUGUCGACCCUACCGCCACCGGCAGUCAUCUUCAACUCUCAUCAUCGGGCAAAAAUUCGUCAGGCCGGUGCUAACCAAAAAACCACGAACACCGCCGGAUUAACUCGCUACAAGGAUAAUAGGAAGCAGAAAGAGGACUACGUGGACGAUGAUUACGUGGAUGAUCUUCAAGGAUUCGAGGACAGCAAUAAGAGCAGGACUCGAAUCGAUCUUCUUGCUGAUGACUGUCCAAAUUGCGUCGACGAACAGAGCAACACCUUGAGCACUUCGAGAUGGACGAUGCCGUUGCUGAAACUUGGGGAGAAACGAUAUUACCUGGGUAUUUUUUUCAAGGCAAACUGGUACAGAGCAUCGCAGUACUGUCGUUAUCACGGUAUGCACUUGGCUAGCAUAGCAUCGCAAGAGGAAAACGAUAGACUGGAGAAGCACAUCAAAGAUUUUGGCCUUGGGCACGAACAUUUCUGGACGUCUGGUACCGAUCAAGCGGAAGAAGGAACCUUCUUUUGGAUGGCCAAUGGUCGGCCAAUCACGUUCGAAAAUUGGAACGUCGGCGAACCGAACAAUUUUCGAUACGAGAACGGCGAGGAGGAACACUGUUUGGAAUUGUGGAAUAGGGACGGUAAGGGGUUGAAAUGGAACGACAGUCCUUGCAGCUUCGAAACUUUCUUCGUCUGUGAAGUGCAAUGAGAGAGAGAGAGAGAGAGAGAGAAGAUGAGCUCGUCGUAACAUGAGCGAUAACAACCCACACACGCUCGUUCCCUGUAUACAAAUAUUACACGCGCACCAUGUACACACAUAAACGACACAUGUUAAACGGGUAAGAAGGACGAAUAGGAUAGACGUCGAGGAGACGUCGAAAAUGGAAGUAGGAAGGAUGGAAAGAAGGAGAAGUCUGUCAGGCAAUUUUCAAACCCUCCUCCGAGUUAACCCGGUGCCAAAGGUUUUCCCACGAAUGUGUGUAGUCGGUCCUUCAUCGAUCACUUUGGUUUCGUUUACGUGAGACGCGAGGCUUGGGCUUCUCGAAGGGAAGGAGAACGAGUGGAACGGGCUUUUCCAACGAAAUCUAUGGAGAAGAAAAGAGUUUCCGAAUUGACCGAAAAAACAAAAACAAAAAACACACAGGAUGGAGUAUUUUAUUGUCAACGCCGUGCCAGGGAAGUUCUUAUCGUGUAUUUUUGUGUUUUCACGUGUUCAACGAUCCGUGUGUGUGUGUGUGUACGUGUGUGUGUAUGUAUGUGUAAAGAAAAAAGUGCGUGCAUGUCUCGUUGGUUUUAUUUUAUUCUGUUUUUUUUUUUUUUUUAAUUAUUAUUAUCACAAGGUUAUUUCAUUGACUCCACUUUUUAUACGAAGGACCUUCGAAGAAGAACAUUAAAGUUAGACGAACUAUGAGAGAGAAGAAGAAAAAGGAAGAAACUAAUCGGGCAAUAGCGGCCACUCAUCGGUUCGACGUUUCGAGUUAUCGAGUUAUAAUUGAAAAACAAAAAAGUUUAUUUCAAGUGGAAGCAAAGUUUCCUGCUGGACGCGAAGCGAGACGCGUCGGCGACGGUCACGGUUACAUUAUUUUACACGUUUCUUUCUUUUUUUUUUUUAGUUAUCCUACAUACCGCUUUUUUUUGUUUUCCUAUUGUCUUUAAUUAAGGUGAAAUCGUCGAAAGAAUAGAUGACGAUUACGAUGAUUAUUGUUCUUUCGGGAAGAGAACAUGCUGGGAAGCGUUUUAUGUACAUACGAAAUAGAUACAUGCGAAUGGAUAGAUA